This is a messenger RNA of Candidula unifasciata, 2067 nucleotides long. The record is from the annotation of a GenBank genome assembly. Lineage: Eukaryota; Metazoa; Mollusca; Gastropoda; Stylommatophora; Geomitridae.
AUGGAAACUUAUGUUUUAAACAAUCAUCAUUCUAUUUUCAUUUCCACAGGUGCCCGAACAUGCUUAAGAUCUGGUGAGUCACGUGGCUGCAUUUUAAUGGCGAAACUGCUACACAUUAUAUCAAGGAAACGCCCACUAGAAAAUACAGCCAGUCGUGGGAAAGGGGGCGGGGCUGAGUUGGAGAAAUGUCUUUCUACGGUGGAUCUCAUCUCCUUGGGUGUUGGAUCAUGUUGUGGGGCAGGGAUGUACUUGACAGCUGGAAUCAUCGCUUCUACAAAGGCGGGGCUAGGAGGCGUGGUUUCGCUGUUCUUAGCUGGUCUUGUUUCGGUACUGACAGGUUGCCAUUAUGCUGAGCUGGCUGGGAUGUGUCCAGAAACUUCUGGCUCCGCCUACAUGUAUGCCUAUGUUACCGUGGGAGAACUGUCAGCUUUUGUCAUUGGCUGGGGUCUUAUUGUGGAGUAUGUUAUCGGCACGGCAGCGGCAGCUGUUGCUCUCAGUGAAACCUUCGACUCGCUAGUGAACAAAGAAAUCUCCACCUUCAUCAACUCAAACUUGGACAAAGUGGGUUUACCACAUGUGGAUGUUAUUGCCGCCAUCGUCUGCUUGUUGUUGAUGUGGCUACUGGCCAGCGGGGCCCAAAUGUCUGCUCGAGUCAACAACAUCCUCAACGGACUCAACUUUGUCUCCUGGGCUGUGUUUAUUGGGGCGGCUUACUCACUUGGGUCACGGACAAACUGGACCGAUCAUGGUGGCUUCUUGCCGUUUGGUUAUCAAGGCGUGCUGACAGCCAUCCCUACAGCCUACUACGCCUUUGUGGGCUUUGAUGGGCUUGCUACCACUGGGGCUGAGUGUAAGACUCCAGUUACAUCCAUCCCAAUCUCAAUCAUCAGUUCCAUUGUCAUCAACAUCGUCGUCUUCACCAGCGUUGUCAUCGGGUUAACCCUGAAUGUGCCUUACAAAUAUUUCGCUCACGUCUGCCCCAAGCGACACACAGCUGUGCGAGCCACCAUACUAUCAGGCUUGGUUGCUACAUUUUUAGCAGCAUUUGUACAACUCCACCUCUUGAUUGAACUGGUGCUUAUCGGCACAUUACUUGCCUACGUCAUCGUGACAUUCAUCACACUCAUCAUACGAUUCACCGAUAUAGGUCAUGUGACUUCCUCAGCCAGUGACAAAUCUGCUUCAGCAAAAGAAUUGACCGAAACAACACCUAUUAUAAGUUCAUGCGUAAUUAAGCGGAAGUCAUCAGAUACAAAUUUAAAUCAGCUCAAGGAAGAUGGAGCUAAGCAGACAGUUAACCGGCAAAAUUCUGGAAAUAAUGAAAAAGUUUAUGAGAAUGGUGAAGUAAUAAAUCUAGCCUACGAAGAUGAUGAAAGACAGAUUUACCCAAGAAGAAAUUCAGCAAAUAGCCAUUUUAAAAAAUAUGAUGAAUGCAAAGAAGUUGUCACUGAGGCAUUGAAUGACUACAAAGAAAUAUCUUACAUGUUUAAUCAAAGUACAUCUUUGUUCGAUGUAGCCGAACCAUCGUCACCAACUAGCAGAAAUAUAUUAACAAAAGAAUGGUGCUGUACAAACCUGGACAAUGUCACAUUCUAUUUAAGUCGCCAUAUUGUAGUUUAUUUGUUAAUAUUCUAUGGCUGUUUGACAUCGAUGUGUACCAUACUGGCUAACUGUUUUGCGCAGAUAGUGGCUAGGAAUUUCCUGGUGAUUGCCUUGCUAGCUGUUCUCAUGAUCACAGUGUCUUCUUUGGCAGUUUUUCUGAUGUUUGUUCCUCAAAUUAAACGGACGGGUGAUGGGUUCCGGACCCCGCUGGUCCCACUGCUCACUGUGAUUACUGCAGGGGUCAACAUUUACCUGAUGGUCUCUCUUAGUUGGAUGACCUGGCUCUUGUUUCUGGCCUGGCUGUUUGUAGGACUGGGUAUCUACUUCCUGUACAGCACAAGACACAGCAGUUUGAAUACUCCAAGAGUGGAGAGUUCUUCUGACCUGGAAAGUACAGAGAUAGAGCUACUGAACAUUCCUGACACAAAUGAGAAAGAAAAUGCACCCUUACUUCAUUCUCACUGA